AGGCCUGUCCCUUUAAGGGGGUUGGCUGUCAAUCAGAAAGCCCUUUUCAUUGCGGGAGGAGAGGACAAAGAUACUCAGAGAGAAAAAGUAAAAGACCGAAGAAGGAGGCUGGAGAGACCAGGAUCCUUCUUCCAGCUGAACAAAGUCAGCCACAAAGCAGACUAGCCAGCCGGCUACAAUUGGAGUCAGAGUCCCAAAGACAUGGGCUUGUUAGAGUGCUGUGCAAGAUGUCUGGUAGGGGCCCCCUUUGCUUCCCUGGUGGCCACUGGAUUGUGUUUCUUUGGGGUGGCACUAUUCUGUGGCUGUGGACAUGAAGCCCUCACUGGCACAGAAAAGCUAAUUGAGACCUAUUUCUCCAAAAACUACCAGGACUAUGAGUAUCUCAUCAAUGUGAUCCAUGCCUUCCAGUAUGUCAUCUAUGGAACUGCCUCUUUCUUCUUCCUUUAUGGGGCCCUCCUGCUGGCUGAGGGCUUCUACACCACCGGCGCAGUCAGGCAGAUCUUUGGCGACUACAAGACCACCAUCUGCGGCAAGGGCCUGAGCGCAACGGUAACAGGGGGCCAGAAGGGGAGGGGUUCCAGAGGCCAACAUCAAGCUCAUUCUUUGGAGCGGGUGUGUCAUUGUUUGGGAAAAUGGCUAGGACAUCCCGACAAGUUUGUGGGCAUCACCUAUGCCCUGACCGUUGUGUGGCUCCUGGUGUUUGCCUGCUCUGCUGUGCCUGUGUACAUUUACUUCAACACCUGGACCACCUGCCAGUCUAUUGCCUUCCCCAGCAAGACCUCUGCCAGUAUAGGCAGUCUCUGUGCUGAUGCCAGAAUGUAUGGUGUUCUCCCAUGGAAUGCUUUCCCUGGCAAGGUUUGUGGCUCCAACCUUCUGUCCAUCUGCAAAACAGCUGAGUUCCAAAUGACCUUCCACCUGUUUAUUGCUGCAUUUGUGGGGGCUGCAGCUACACUGAUUUCCCUGCUCACCUUCAUGAUUGCUGCCACUUACAACUUUGCCGUCCUUAAACUCAUGGGCCGAGGCACCAAGUUCUGAUCCCCCAUAGAAAUCCCCCUUUCUCUAAUAGCGAGGCUCUAACCACACAGCCUACAAUGCUGCGUCUCCCAUCUUAACUCUUUGCCUUUGCCACCGACUGGCCCUCUUCUUACUUGACGAGUGUAACAAGAAAGGAGAGUCUUGCAGUGAUUAAGGUCUCUCUUUGGACUCUCCCCUGUUAUGUACCUCUUUUAGUCAUUUUGCUUCACAGCUGGUUCCUGCUAGAAAUGGGAAAUGCCUAAGAAGAUGACUCCCCAACUGCAAGUCACAAAGGAAUGGAGGCUCUAAUUGAAUUUUCAAGCAUCUCCUGAGGAUCAGAAAGUAAUUUCUUCUCAAAGAGUACUUCCACUGAUGGAAACAAAGUGGAAGGAAAGAUGCUCAGGUACAGAGAAGGAAUGUCUUUGGUCCCCUUGCCAUUUAUAGGGGCCAAAUAUAUUCUCUUUGGUGUACAAAACAGAAUUCACUCUGGUCUCCCUAUUACCACUGAAGACAGAAGAAAAAAGAAUGUCAGAAAAACAAUAAGAGUGUUUGCCCAAAUCUGCCUAUUGCAGCUGGGAGAAGGGGGUCAAAGCAAGGAUCUUUCACCCACAGAAAGAGAGCACUGACCCCGAUGGUGAUGGACUACUGAAGCCCUAACUCAGCCAACCUUACUUACAGCAUAAGGGAGCAUAGAAUCUGUGUAGACGAAGGGGGCAUCUGGCCUUACACCUCAUUAGGGAAGAGAAACAGGGUGUUGUCAGCAUCUUCUCACUCCCUUCUCCUUGAUAACAGCUACCAUGACAACCCUGUGGUUUCCAAGGAGCUGAGAAUAGAAGGAAACUAGCUUACAUGAAAACAGACUGGCCUAAGGAGCAGCAGUUGCUGGUGGCUAACGGUGUAACCUGAGAUGGCCCUCUGGUAGACACAGGAUAGAUAACUCUUUGGAUAGCAUGUCUUUUUUUCUUUAAUUAGUUGUGUACUCUGGCCUCUGUCAUAUCUUCACAAUGGUGCUCUUUUCAUGGGGUAUUAUCCAUUCAGUCAUCGUAGGGGAUUUGAAGAUCUUGAUUUGUUUUAGAAUGAUGCACAUUUCGUGUAUUCCAGUUUGUUUAUUACUUAUUUGGGAUUGCAUCAGAAGUGUCUGGAGAAUAAUUAUUUGAUUAUGACUCUUUUUUAAAAUAGGAAAAUUGGACAUUAAGCAUCACAAAUCAUACUAAAAAUUGGCUAGUUAAAUGAAUCUAUUGGGAUUUUCUAUAAGUAUUCUGCCUUUGCAGAAACAGAUUUGGUGAAUUUGAAUCUCAAUUUGAGUAAUCUAAUCGUUCUUUCUAGCUAAUGGAAAAUGAUUUUACUUAGCAGUGUUAUCUUGGUGUGUUAAGAGUUAGGUUUAACAUAAAGGUUAUUUUCUCCUGAUAUAGAUCACAUAACAGAAUGCACCAGUCAUCAGCUAUUCAGUUGGUAAGCUUCCAGGAAAAAGUACAGGCAGAAAGAGUUUGAAACUUGAAUAGCUCCCAGAUUUCAGUCUUUUCCUGUUUUUGUUAACUUUGGGUUAAAAAAAAAAAGUCUGAUUGGUUUUAAUUGAAGGAAAGAUUUGUACUACAGCUCUUUUGUUGUAAAGAGUUGUAUUGUUCUUUUCCCCCAAAGUGGUUUCAGAAAUAUUUAAGGAGAUGUAAGAUCUUUACAAAAAGACACUUGAUACUUGUUUUCAAACCAGUAUACAAGAUAAGCUUCCAGGCUGCAUAGAGGGAGGAGAGGGAAAAUGUUUUGUAAGAAACCAAUCAAGAUAAAGGACAGUGAAGUAAUCCGUACCUUGCGUUUUGUUUUGAUUUAAUAACAUAACAAAUAACCAACCCUUCCCUGAAAACCUCACAUGCAUACAUACACAUAUAUACACACACAAAGAGAGUUAAUCAACUGAAAGUGUUUCCUUCAUUUCUGAUAUAGAAUUGCAAUUUUAACACACAUAAAGGAUAAACUUUUAGAAACUUAUCUUACAAAGUGUAUUUUAUAAAAUUAAAGAAAAUAAAAUUAAGAAUGUUCUCAAUCAAA
Molecule: messenger RNA, 3057 nt
Organism: Macaca mulatta (Rhesus monkey)
Lineage: Eukaryota; Metazoa; Chordata; Mammalia; Primates; Cercopithecidae
Gene: PLP1
Product: proteolipid protein 1
Biological process (GO): axon development; central nervous system myelination
Cellular component (GO): plasma membrane; myelin sheath
Molecular function (GO): structural constituent of myelin sheath
Source: RefSeq, a predicted model, not a curated record